AAACGACGACUUAUUACUCCCACUGGUCGCUUCCCUCUCGUCUCCAUCGAGACAACGCGCUCUUUGGAAUCUCUCCUUCCCGAAUCUCUCCGCCUCUAAUACUCUCCAUACCUUCAAUUUCUUUCCCUGGAUCCGCUCCAGGCGUGGCCGCGCUGGAAUUCUCUGUCGAUCGAGGUACGUUUCGGUGAAAUCAGUGCCUCCUGGACCCCCGAUCGGGCGAUUUCUCGGUAUUGAUCGCUUACCGGUUUUGUUCAUGAGUUUUUCAUGCUUUCUAUGUCGGUUUUCUUGUGAUUUCAGAUGAAGGAAAGGUUUUCGGGAUCUCGUUCAGUGUUAAUUAAACCGCAUUUAUUGCUAUUUUAGGGUAUUUGGUCCGAAUUGGAAGCUGAGAACGUUUCUAGGGUGAAUUAGAUUCAGUAAUUUAGUGGAAAAUCUGAAUACUAGUGGUUUUUAUUUGUUAAGUUUGAUCUAAAGAUUUGGCUUUUCUGCGAUAAUUUGUGGUAAUUGGGUUGUUGAUUAUUUGAGGCAUGGGUGAAGCUGCCAAAUUCACUGGAUUCAUGGCUGGGAUCCAUGGGAACGACAACAUGAGUAGUUUCUAUGAUAUGGGUUAUUAUCAGAAGAUUGGGGAGGGGUCUAAUAUGUCUGUGGAUAGCCUUGCUAGCCUUCAGACAAGCAAUGGUGGCUCGGUCCCCAUGUCCAUGGAGAACAGCAGUGUUGGGUCUAAUGACUCCCGCACUGGAAUCCUUCAACAUCCUGGUCUCCGCACUGUGCCUGUCAUUAACUACUCCUUGGGAUACAGUGUGCAUCCUGGACGGGUGUCUCAUGCCCUCAACAAUGAUGCGUUAGCAAAGGCGUUGAUGGACCCACGAUAUCCUACUGAGACACUUCAAAAUUAUGAUGAGUGGGCGAUUGAUCUGAGGAAGCUCAACAUGGGAAUGGCGUUUGCACAAGGUGCCUUUGGGAAGCUCUACAAAGGCAUCUACAAUGGAGAGGAUGUUGCAAUAAAGUUGUUAGAAAGGCCAGAGAAUGAUCCAGAGAGAGCUCAGUUGAUGGAGCAGCAGUUUGCACAGGAGGUGAUGAUGCUGGCUAAUCUGAGGCACCAAAAUAUUGUUAGAUUUAUUGGUGCAUGCAGGAAACCAGUGGUUUGGUGUAUUGUGACAGAGUAUGCUAAGGGUGGUUCAGUGCGGCAGUUUUUGAUGAAAAGGCAGAACAGGUCAGUGCCACUGAAGCUAGCUGUCAAGCAGGCCCUGGAUGUUGCUAGGGGGAUGGCGUAUGUGCAUGGAUUAGGGUUAAUUCACAGGGAUCUUAAGUCAGAUAACCUGCUUAUUUUUGCAGACAAGUCCAUCAAGAUUGCGGACUUUGGAGUGGCCCGCAUUGAGGUUCAGACUGAGGGGAUGACACCUGAGACUGGAACGUAUCGUUGGAUGGCUCCAGAGAUGAUCCAGCACAGACCUUACAAUCAGAAGGUUGAUGUUUACAGCUUUGGUAUUGUCCUCUGGGAGCUGAUCACAGGCAUGCUGCCCUUCCAGAACAUGACAGCCGUUCAGGCUGCAUUUGCUGUUGUCAACAGAGGUGUUCGUCCGGUCAUCCCAACUGAUUGCCUCCCUGUUCUCAGUAAGAUCAUGACCCGCUGCUGGGACGUGAACCCGGACGUCCGCCCUCCCUUCACCGAGAUUGUCAGCAUGCUUGAAAACGCUGAGACAGAGAUCAUGACCAAUGUUCGAAAGGCUCGAUUCAGGUGCUGCGUCUGCCAACCAAUGACCACAGAUUAAUAAGAAAAAACAAGAUGUUUUUGGAAACAGAGAAAGGGAAAAAAAGGAAAAGAAAUGUAGGUAGACUUAUGAAGCCUCAUGUUUCUACCCAUGCAGUGCUGCUGCUCAAGUAGAGAAUAUUGUAUGUGCGUGUCUGUUGGUUUCUGUUGUUUUUGUUUACAAAUCUGUCCAAUUUGCUCUUGUUUAUGAACCUUACGGUAUCAAUUCAGUCUCUCUUUUCUCCACA
Messenger RNA from Dioscorea cayenensis subsp. rotundata (Guinea yam), 1995 nucleotides. Its product is annotated as serine/threonine-protein kinase STY13-like. The coding region runs from base 525 to 1769 and encodes 414 amino acids. Lineage: Eukaryota; Viridiplantae; Streptophyta; Magnoliopsida; Dioscoreales; Dioscoreaceae. Gene Ontology annotation, biological process: signal transduction; protein phosphorylation. The record is from RefSeq and is a predicted model, not a curated record. Gene Ontology annotation, molecular function: ATP binding; protein kinase activity. The transcript is spliced from 2 exons. Gene Ontology annotation, cellular component: cytoplasm.